Messenger RNA from Bolinopsis microptera, 3451 nucleotides. RefSeq names its product voltage-dependent calcium channel subunit alpha-2/delta-1-like. Gene Ontology annotation, cellular component: voltage-gated calcium channel complex. NCBI's taxonomy places the organism in Eukaryota, Metazoa, Ctenophora, Tentaculata, Lobata, Bolinopsidae. The coding region runs from base 44 to 1978 and encodes 644 amino acids. Gene Ontology annotation, molecular function: voltage-gated calcium channel activity. The record is from RefSeq and is a predicted model, not a curated record. The transcript has 7 exons.
AGGUGAAAUCCCCGUGAAAUGAUAAAAUGGCCUAUGCAGAUUAAUGACUGAUAGCCACACCUGGCAAUGGACUAUGUUGCACAGAUAUCGACAGCUCCUUCUUCUUCUACUCGUCCUGGUACUUCUACUUCCCACACCCACCCUAUCUAACACAGAUGUGAGUCAUCGACUCUUCAGUUACUUCCGUACGUACAUUGACGCGGACCUUAUUGCUCGGUUGUACGAGAAACACACGUAUAGGACAGAGAUAGACACCCACAAACUGGGAGACCACGUGGGGGUUACAACCGGUAAAGAGUUUAAUGAUGCCUUCACGGCCCUCAAAAACAUCCAGAAGAGGACCAUCAAGGAGUACAAGAGCCACAAGUGGGACAAGGACCUGACCUAUAAUUAUUGGGACGGUUUCACGCACCCCUUGACAUCAAACAACGGAAGUGUAUUGCAUCUGGAGCAUAACGAGCGCUACAUGGCAAGUGUUAGCAUGACAGAAUCAGCCAUAAACCUACCUCUAGAUGUGUAUGAUAACUGGACUGAGGUCAGGAACACAAUCCAAUGGACAUCCGGCCUGGACAAAGCAUUCAUUCAGAACAACGACAAAAAAGCGGAUAACAUAUUCUGGCAGUACAUAGGAACCCCCCAAGGUGUCAUGAGAACCUACCCCGCUACAUACAUCCCUGCCAAGGAUCAGAUAGAUUUUGAUGUGCGGAGGAGGCCCUGGUACAAUGCUGGUAUAGGGUGCCCUAAAGAUGUUAUCCUUCUUAUGGAUACGAGCGGGAGUUUGGAGGGUUUUCCUACCAGGCUGCUGAAAAAUACUGCCGUUAAGUUCCUCAAUGAGAUUAUAUCUGAUACUGACUUUGUCACUGCUAUCGACGUUGGGUAUGAAGCCAAAUUCCUGACGUGUUACUACCACCUGACCCGAGCGAACAAGAUUGUCAAGAAAACCUUGAUUGAUGCUAUUAAAGACAUUCAGCCUAACGGAACCAGCAACUGGGAAGCAGGCUUUAAUCUAGCUUUCGAAACAUUCGAAAAGAGCAGGAUGAUAAACCAAUCUGCUUAUUGUGAGAAAGCCAUCGUUCUCUUUACGGACGAGACAGGGCAACCUGUUGAUGAGAUAGUAGCAAAGUUGAACACGCAGAAACACGUGCGAAUAUUUGUGUUCUCGUUCCGUAAAAACGAGGGAAUGUACAAUGACCGACUGAAGGGCUUGGCAUGUUCUAAUCGGGGCUACUAUUCCAAGAUCCUUUACUUCGGGCAGAUUGAGGCUGCUUUGCAGAGACUCGUCCAGAUAGGGAACACUCCGCUGAAAGAUCAGUCAAUACAGCCUACCUGGAGCAACGCUUACAAAGAUCUGGGAGGUUUUGGGCUGGUGAUCACGGUCACUCUACCAGUCGUGGUGGGAACGUCUGAGUCAGAGAGAAUGGUCACUAAGGUUGCCAAUAACAACAGUGUUUCUUUAUUAGGUAUCGUGGGACUCGACUUUAAGUCGUCCCGAAUAAUCCAGAUCAGCAGCAGUGUCCUUCCCAUCAGUAGUGCGAGUGUGAUCAUCAACAACAAGGGUUAUCCCGUCUACCAUCCUAGGAUUGACAAGUACAAAUACGAAGAUGUCAAUACCAGGUUCCAUAAUUUCCGGUGGACUGACGAGAACAAACAGGAUCUAAUAGAUCUUGAGAAGAGAAUGAUUGAUCACGAUCACUUUGUUUUGAAGACAAAAGGAUUUCUGACUUAUGAGAACCAGAAAAGAGGCUCUGAAUGGUACCAGGAGCUCCAAUAUCAGAUCUACCCAGUAACUUCUACACCCUUCAGUAUAGCUUGCAUCUACCCCACCUACCCUCCAACCUACUUCAUGUACAAACUAAAAACCCUAAACGUGGAGGACAUCGUUUCAAUUCUAAAAAGCAACUGGACUGGCCAAGUUCUUCACAACUUUGACGACAACAGUUGUAACGUUAGGAAGCAACUAGGACAGAACACACGGUAAAGUUGACCUGGACAAUUCCACUUGUUCAGCCGUCAUUUUCUCGUUGUUUACUGACAUAUACCUGUCGAGGUACUUUAAGGAAGCCUUCAAGAAAUAUCCUGCCCCUGCCGAGCAGGCUGAGGAUAUUCAAAUCGGUGGACGGAGUUUCCAGAAGGACGAAAUCCUCUCCCAUUUCAUCAUCACCUACACGGGCAUGGUGUUCUUCAGUAACCCUAAGUGGAACGGAGCAAACGCAACCACCAUGGCCACCCUCACUCCGUACGCUCAAACUGUUAAGAACAUCUCGGCAGCGUCACUGUUCAUCUCACAACCGUACCGACGAGAGAUCUACAACUUCAGAUCAGUGAACAUCACCCAGCGAGUCAAUGUGACAGUAGAUGGAGUGUCUAGUCAAGUAGCUGCUGUAGGGAUUGAAGUUAGAGUAGAGCUCGUCAGAGAAAAGCUUCUUGGGGGCCACGAUGAUGAUUUGGAUCGAUUUCUAGUCGAUGAAAACGGGGAGAUUAUCAUGGGAUAUAACAAUGAGCGAGGAAGUGAAGAUAUGGGGGACCAAGCGGGGCAUUUAGGAGAGCACCAUCCUUAUCUUCUUAAAGAACUUAUAAAAAGAAGGAUUUUUAACGUCGUAAAUUAUACAGAGUGUAUAAACGAGUGUAAAGAGACGGUAACUGAGCAUGAAGGUCACCAUGGCAGUAACGGAGCAUGCACUUUUAAACCUAUUUUAUAUAACCUAUUAGCAGUUCUGAUGAACUUUUUAACUAACCUUAAGCUGCUCUUCUACUUUGACUACUUUUUAACAGACGUUGAAGCAAACCACAUCGUGAAGGAAAAAACCGUGGAAUGCUGCAGGAUGUUUAAUCUGUACCAGAGGAAUUUUCAGUACCAAGACACUCACGGCACCUGGAUCAAUGGUGACGGCCCCAACGGGUGUCAGUCCCACUACGAGGUGUCAAACGUUCCCAGUACAAACCUCCUGUUAGUAGUGGACCAUAGUCCGGGCUGCAAACCCGUGUCCGAGCAGAUAACACCAUAUCGAGGGGUCCGAGUGUAUCACCAUCAGGGCUGCCAAGAGGGUCACGAAGACCAUGAUGUUCCCAACACGGACGCUAUGGCUAGUUUAAUUAAUCACUAUUAUCGUAAUUUUAAAACGUGUAUCGUAAGUUAUACUGACGAGGGCAUGUGCAGUCAUUGCCAAUUGCUUAUAGGUUCUCCCUUUCUAAUAAUUUCAGCUGUUUUGCGUUCAGUACUUUUUUGGUGCUAGCAGUACCACUUCCAUAAUUUAGAUUAAACGAGUAUUUUUUACAUUUUUGUUAUAUGAGGAGGGUAAUCUUUAAACGUUCCACUUGGGAAGUAAAAGUGUGCUGCCGAUAUCCGAUUUGACCUUAGAAUCUCAUUCUCCUGGAAUUACCACACACCACAGUAGCUUUUCCCCAGAUUGUCUGUAUUUUUAGUCCAAUGUUGAUUGAAUUAACAUUUAAA